Messenger RNA from Vitis vinifera (wine grape), 1672 nucleotides. It is a transcript of the gene CTR6, whose product is annotated as copper transporter. The coding region runs from base 1056 to 1550 and encodes 164 amino acids. Gene Ontology annotation, molecular function: copper ion transmembrane transporter activity. Gene Ontology annotation, cellular component: plasma membrane. NCBI's taxonomy places the organism in Eukaryota, Viridiplantae, Streptophyta, Magnoliopsida, Vitales, Vitaceae. Gene Ontology annotation, biological process: intracellular copper ion homeostasis; copper ion transmembrane transport. The record is from RefSeq and is a predicted model, not a curated record. The transcript has 2 exons.
CAUGAAUUUAAUAAAACUUAAUUAUUUUAUUUAUAGAAAUAACCCUUUUUCUUUUAAUAGCAAAUUAUAUCUUUUUUUUUUUUAAUAGGAUUUUGAUUCCUACUUUUUUUUAAUGAUUUUUUAUUCACCUUUCUAUUUCUUUUCUUAUUCUCGGGAACCAAACGCAUAGUUCGGGCGUGGAGCCAAAAUUCUUGGACAGGCAGGGAUCUAGUCUUGGUCAGUUGGGUCAAAUUUGCCGACCAAAACCCCCCCUGCAUUUCUUGAAAAAUAACAGAAAUACCCUUCCUUUAUGACACCUGGCCAGUGUAAACAAAUGUAUCUGCACCUGCCGUACAGGAACACCAGAAUUUUUUUUUUUUUUUUUUGGAGAAAUGUGCUUUAUGUCCCUAUGGGUUCGGAAGUUGACCCUAAGUCCUAACCCGUGUAAUUGGGCCCAAAGUCUAGUAAAGUCUUGCAAAUUGAGAUGAGAUAAAGGAUAUUGACAUUCUAUAAAUCCGAAAAUACCCUUAACUGAUCUCCAAAAAAAAAUAUAUAAUUAUAUCGAAAAUAUAAUUUGCAAAAUGGAUUCUAAGUUUGAUAAUUAAAAUAUUUCUCCUAUUAGUUUUCUUUUUCUAAAGAAUUGAAUACACCAAAACCCCAAAUGAUUCGAAACCCUAGCUGUCAUCAUCUACUCUGGAUCCCUGUGGUCAUCAUUGUCAUCAAUGUUGUUGUAGGUACAUGAAUAUUCCUAAAGGAGCUCAAAGUCCUAUUCUUGUCAUUGUGGUAGUCAACAUCCCCGUGUUUCUCACUAUUGCCAUUUUCCUCUUCGUCGACAUUGAGACCUUCACUAGUGCAAGUUUUUUGGUUGUUGGGAAUUCGGUUUUCCAUGUGCUUCUUGCUCAGGCCCAAUGGUUGUAAAUCACCAUUCUCCCAGUUUUGAAUGUGGAGCCUGACUCACACCUUUACUUCAACGUAGGAUCACUUCCAUCGAAACAGUGAAGAGAGAGAAAAAGAAAACACAGGAGAGGGGAGAGAAACAGAGAGAGAAAGAGAAGAGAGUGUUCAGAGGAAGUCCCAUGAACAGCAGUGAUGAAAUGCCAGGCGUGGGUGGUGAAAUCGCAGCACCGCCAGGACCACCACCGCCGCCGCCCAUGAACAUCCACCACCACAAGCUGCACCGCGUGGUGAUGCACCCCACCUUCUUCUGGGGGAAGAACGCCGAGAUCCUCUUCUCCGGCUGGCCCGGCACUCGCACCGGCAUGUACGUCUUGUCCCUGGUCUUCGUCUUCGUCGUCUCUGUGCUUGUUGAAAUGCUCUCUCAUUCCCAACUCAUCAAAUCCUCUACAAACAGCCUUCUUGGUGGCGCUGCCGAGACCAUUAUUCAUGGGGUCAGGGUGGGGCUUGCCUACAUGGUGAUGCUUGCACUCAUGUCUUUCAACGCUGGGAUCUUCAUUGUGGCUGUUGCUGGGCAUUGUUUGGGGUUUUUCUUGUUUGGGAGUAGGGUUUUCAGGAACAAGUCUCCGGCUCCUCAGCGAAAUUCAGCCCCUGAUCUUCCUUCUAUGAGUUGCUGAUUUUGCAGUUUGUGUUAUAAAGUAUUCUUCUUUUUUCUGAAGACUUAAUUUCUGAUUGUAAUAGUCUGUAUGUAAAUAUUGUUUGAUAAUAUGUCUGAGCUUUCCUGUUCUCUAAAAGAAAA